Molecule: messenger RNA, 900 nt
Organism: Labrus mixtus (cuckoo wrasse)
Lineage: Eukaryota; Metazoa; Chordata; Actinopteri; Labriformes; Labridae
Product: snaclec agglucetin subunit beta-1-like
Exons: 6
Coding region: 106-900 (264 amino acids)
Source: RefSeq, a predicted model, not a curated record
CUCACUUUAGUGGAACCUCUCGCAAACGUGGCCCCAAACGGACAAGCAACGCAGUCAUCCCUUUACGCUAACAAUGUACAUGCAGUCAAUGUUAUAAAUGGGGAUAUGGCUGGAUUAUGUUCCCAUACUGCAAACCAGUCCUCUCCUUGGUGGAAAUUGGACUUGUUAGCUGUGCACAGGGUUCGUGCUGUUACUAUCUUCAACAGGCCAGACUGUUGUCCUGAAAGGCUCAUUGGGGCAGAGAUCCUGAUUGGGAACUCUCCGUCAACCGAGGUUGCCCAAAACCCCAGAUGUGGUACUAUCUCAUCGGUUGAAGGUACAUUAACACACACUUUCCAUUGUGGAGACAUGGAAGGUCGCUACGUGGUUGUGAUCUUACCGGGACAGACAAGGAUUUUGUCACUCUGUGAAGUGGAAGUGUAUGCUUCUUUGGCAGACACCGCUCCUCCUCCUCCUGCGACUGAGAGCAUGCUGUUGAACGGCAGGAAUGUGACGGUGGUGGGUGAGCGGCUUUGCUGGUCCGAUGCUCUCCUCUACUGCAGACGUCAUCACUGGGACCUGCUGAGCAUUCUGAGCCGAGAGGAGCAGAGCGAGGUGGAGCAGCUGCUGAGCCGAGGUUCUUUCCUGCUCACAGAUCAUGUCUGGCUGGGGUUGCGCAGACAGAUAAUGGGGGACAGCUGGUUCUGGAUGUCCGGAGAAGCCAUGGAUUUUACCAAAUGGCAGGACGAUUCUGCCCCCCAACGUGUGAGUCAUGCCUGCGGAGCUGUAGCCAGAGGAGAGAGCUUCCUGUGGAAAGACAGGCCGUGUGAGGAGCAUCUCAACUUUAUCUGCCAUUCAGGUGGCGAGGAUGGAGCACAUAGAGUGUAUUUCUACAGCAGCCGCCAAAACCCACAUACCUAG